Salvia miltiorrhiza (redroot sage) is the source of this 3192-nucleotide messenger RNA. RefSeq lists its product as uncharacterized. NCBI's taxonomy places the organism in Eukaryota, Viridiplantae, Streptophyta, Magnoliopsida, Lamiales, Lamiaceae. Gene Ontology annotation, biological process: DNA integration. The record is from RefSeq and is a predicted model, not a curated record. The transcript has 7 exons. Gene Ontology annotation, molecular function: zinc ion binding; nucleic acid binding. The annotation marks the transcript as partial.
AACAUCAAGAUGAACGUUCCUCCCUUCCAAGGGAAGAAUGACCCAGAAUUGUAUCUUGAUUGGGAGAGAAAGGUGGAGCUUAUGUUCGAUUGCCACAACUAUUCAGAGCUCAAGAAGGUGAAGUUGGCAGCAAUUGAGUUCUCCGAUUAUGCACUUGUUUGGUGGGAUCAGUUGGUGACGAGUAGGAGGAGAAACAGUGAGCCACCUAUUCAGACUUGGCAGGAGAUGAAGGCUGUGAUGAGGAAGCGUUUUGUGCCGAAUCAUUACUACCGCGAGCUUUUCAACAAGUUGCAGACUUUGAGGCAAGGCAGUCGGAGUGUGGAUGAGUAUUAUAAGGAGAUGGAGGUUGCCACGAUUCGAGCGAAUGUGGUGGAGGAGCGAGAGGCGACCAUGGCUAGAUUCUUGACUGGUUUGCAUUGGGAUAUUCGUGAUAAGGUGGAGUUGCAGCACUACGUUGAGUUGGAGGACAUGGUUCACAUGGCCAUCAAGAUCGAGAAUCAACUCAAGAGGAGGGGCAACAACAUUUCUAAUGGUUCCUCGUCAAAAGGGAAUCAAUGGAAAAAGGAGGCACCGCCGAGAGAGGAGAAGAAGCCGUUCGUUAGGUCCCGACCCGAGGGAACCGGUGCAGCAAAUCAGGGCAGUCCGGCCGUUUCUGAUGGUCGAAAUCGAGAUAAGAAGUGCUUCAAGUGCCAAGGCUUCGGGCAUAUUAUGAGUGACUGCCCGAACAGGAGAAUUAUGAUCUUGAGAGAUGACGGCGAAGUCGUGACGGAUGAUGGUACCGAUGAUGAGGAGGAGUGUGAGGAGAUUUUCGCGCCCAAUGGACAGCUUUUUGUAGCUAGGAGAGCUUUGAGUGUCCAAACUCAACCCAAUGAGCGAGAGCAGCGGGAGAACCUCUUUCACACGAGAUGUCUUGUUCAAGACAAGGUAUGUAGUGUGAUCAUUGAUGGCGGGAGUUGCACGAAUGUGGCUAGUAGAGCCAUGGUUGACAGAUUGGGGCUGACCACGGAGAAGCAUUCCAAGCCAUAUCGUUUGCAGUGGCUGAAUGAGACAGGCGUCAUCAAAGUGACGAAGCAAGUGAAGGUUCCGUUUCGCAUUGGGAAGUAUGAGGAUGAGGUUGUGUGUGAUGUGAUCCCUAUGCAAGCGAGCCACAUCCUGUUGGGGCGACCGUGGCAGUUUGAUCGCCGUGAGUUUGAUGAUGUUUUUCCCGACGAUACACCUGCCGGUUUACCACCAAUUCGAGGGAUUGAGCAUCAGAUUGACUUUGUGCCCGGCGCUACACUUCCGAACCGACCAGCUUACCGAACCAAUCCGGAGGAGACAAAGGAGUUGGAGAGGCAAAUUGGCGAGUUAUUGGCCAAAGGGCAUGUGAGGGAGAGUUUGAGUCCUUGUGCGGUACCCGUUCUACUUGUACCGAAGAAGGACUCGUCUUUGAGGUUUGUUGUUAGUGCGCAGGGUGUACAGGUUGAUGACGAGAAGAUACGAGCUAUCCAAGAGUGGCCAACGCCGACGAACGUUGCAGCAGUUCGAAGCUUUCAUGGACUUGCUAGUUUCUACAGGCGAUUCGUGCCUCAUUUUAGCAGUGUUGCAGCACCAUUGACGGAAGUCAUCAAGAAGAAUGUGGAGUUUAAGUGGGGCAAGGCGCAAGAGGAGGCAUUUCAACAGUUGAAAUACAAAUUGACCCACGCCCCGGUAUUAUCUCUUCCUAAUUUCUCCAAAUCUUUUGAGAUUGAAUGUGAUGCUUCUGGUGUUGGUAUUGGUGCAGUGUUGAUGCAAGAGAGACGACCCAUUGCGUAUUUCAGCGAGAAGCUAAACGGGGCGACAUUGAGUUAUCCCACGUAUGAUAAGGAGCUGUACGCAUUGGUGAGAGCUUUGCAAACGUGGCAGCACUACUUGUGGCCCAAUGAGUUCGUCAUUCACACGGAUCACGAGUCGUUGAAACACUUGAAGGGGCAGCACAAGUUGAACAAGCGGCAUGCAAGGUGGAUGGAGUUCAUUGAGACGUUUCCCUACGUCAUCAAAUACAAGCAAGGUAAAGAGAAUGUGGUGGCCGACGCACUUUCUCGGAGGCAUGAUGACUAUCUUUUUAGGAAGAAUAAGUUAUGUGUUCCUAAAUGUUCUUUACGUGAGUUGUUAUUGCUUGAGUCUCAUGGUGGGGGUUUGAUGGGACAUUUUGGCAUUGCUAAGACUUUAGCUGUUCUGCAUGAGCAUUUCUUUUGGCCUCAUAUGAAACGUGAUGUUGAGAGAAUUUGUGGUCGAUGUGUUACAUGUAAACAAGCUAAGUCUAGGGUGAGUUCCCAUGGAUUGUAUACACCAUUGCCUAUUCCUACAGCACCUUGGAUUGAUAUUUCUAUGGAUUUUGUGUUAGGUUUGCCUAGGACUAAGCGUGGUCGAGAUUCCAUCUUUGUGGUUGUUGAUCGAUUUUCUAAGAUGGCACAUUUUAUUCCAUGUCAUAAAUCUGAUGAUGCAUCUCAUGUAGCUGAUCUAUUCUUUAGAGAGAUUGUUAGAUUGCAUGGCAUGCCUAGGACUAUUGUUUCUGAUAGGGAUUCGAAGUUCUUGAGCUACUUUUGGAAGACUUUGUGGUGUAAGUUGGGUACUAAACUUUUGUUUUCUACUACUUGUCAUCCACAAACUGAUGGUCAAACAGAGGUAGUGAAUAAGACUUUGUCUACUUUGCUUAGAGCUAUUAUCAAGAAAAACAUUAAGUCUUGGGAAGAUUGUUUGCCUCAUGUUGAGUUUGCUUAUAAUCGUUCUGUUCAUUCUGCUACUCAAUUUUCACCAUUUGAGAUUGUGUAUGGAUUUAAUCCUUUGACUCCAUUGGAUUUAUCUCCCUUACCUGAGCAUCCCGGUGAUUGGGUAUGGCUGCACAUGCGCAAGGAAAGGUUUCCAUUGCAGCGGAGAUCCAAGUUACUUCCUAGAGGCGACGGGCCAUUUCAAGUGUUGGAGCGCAUCAAUGACAAUGCCUACAAGUUGGACUUACCAGGUGAGUAUAAUGUGAGUGCUUCUUUUAAUGUGACUGAUUUGAGUCCUUUUGAUGUAGGUGAUGCUUUGGAUUUGAGGACAAAUCCUCUUCAAGAGGAGGGGAAUGAUGCAGCCCAAGGUUCGUUAGUGCAAGACCCGGUGCAUGUUCCUGUUGGUCCGGUUACAAGAGCACGAGCCAAGAAGUUCAAGGAGAGCUUGAUGAGCUUAGUUCAA